This is a messenger RNA of Dicentrarchus labrax (European seabass), 3269 nucleotides long. RefSeq names its product probable polypeptide N-acetylgalactosaminyltransferase 8. The record is from RefSeq and is a predicted model, not a curated record. The coding region runs from base 205 to 2046 and encodes 613 amino acids. Lineage: Eukaryota; Metazoa; Chordata; Actinopteri; Moronidae. Gene Ontology annotation, cellular component: Golgi apparatus. The transcript is spliced from 11 exons.
CCUAUACGUCCUGGAAAUCUGGUGUGAACCUCAGGCUAUCAGAUAACACAGUAAUGGUGUGUCAAUGUGUGUGACUGGAUUUGUGUAAGUGUGUAUGUGGAAGGGGUGGAGAGAAAGGAAAAGGAGAGAGAGCACCUGAAAUUAAAGGCAGGGGCAUAGUUCUCCUCCCAUUCUUUCAAUGCGAGGUAAAACAAACCACAUACAAUGCACAGAAGCCCCAGGAUGAGAUCUGGCUGGAUUAAAGGAUUACUUUUGGUCUUAGCUGUGGCUACGGCUCUGGUAUACCUCGGCUCCAUUAAGAGGGAAGUACAUACCCAUUCGGAGAGACUCCAGAGGGCCCACCAUAAUGACUCCAUCAGGGGUCAGGGAAUGCUCAAGAGGAUGGAGAAGAUGGAGGCAGACAUUAACAGGCUGCUCGGUGUAAUGAAUAAUCUCGAAAAGAAGGAACCAGCGCCACAGAUGAUUGCAGAGGUGAAGAAGGAGAGGAAGCUGGUGAGGAAGUUGUAUCCAAACUCGGCUCUGUUCAGCAAGUGGGGCGAUGAGCUGUCAGAGGAGGAGCAGAAGGAGGCCGAGAGCUUGUUUCAGAGAUAUGGCUACAACGCCUUCCUCAGUGACAGGCUGCCCCUCAACAGAGAGAUCCCUGACACCAGGCCCCUCAGGUGUGCUGAGAAAAAGUACCCUGAGGAUCUGCCCACAGUCAGCGUUGUGUUAAUCUUCCUGGACGAAGCUCUUUCUGUCAUCAAAAGAGCCAUCCGCAGCAUCAUAGACAAGACACCAGCUCGGCUGCUGAAAGAAAUCAUACUGGUGGACGAUCACAGCACUAACGAGGAUUUAAUGGAGAAACUGGAUGAAUACAUCAACUCCAUCAACGAGGAGUAUCCAGGCCUGGUGAAGAAAGUCAGGCACGCUGAACAGCUCGGCCUCACCCAGGCCAGACUGUCGGGUUGGAAAGCUGCUGUAGGGGACGUCGUUGCCAUCUUGGAUGCUCACAUAGAAGUCCACGUGCAAUGGGCAGAGCCAUUGUUAGCACGCAUCAAAGAGGAUCGGACUGUGAUAUUGACACCAGUGUUCGACAACGUCAGAUUUGAUGACUUGACACUGAUUCCCUAUGUGCCCGCUGCGGACGCCUUCGACUGGGCUCUGUGGUGCAUGUAUGAGUCCUUCAGACCUGAGUGGUACGCUUUAAAGGACGAGUCGCUGCCUGGCAAGAGCCCCUCCAUCAUGGGGAUUCUUGUAGCCGAUCGCAAGUUCUUCGGAGAGAUCGGAAGCCUUGAUGGUGGAAUGAAAAUAUAUGGUGGUGAAAAUGUGGAGCUCGGCAUCCGGGUGUGGCUAUGUGGAGGAAGCGUAGAAGUUAUACCUUGCUCUAAAAUUGCACACAUUGAGCGAGCCAGAAAGCCUUACCUCCCAGAUUUGAGUGUAACCAUGAAACGUAACGCGUUGAGAGUGGCAGAGGUGUGGCUGGAUGAAUAUAAAUACAAUGUCAACAUUGCCUGGAACCUUCCCUUGGAGAAUCAUGGCAUCGACAUUGGGGAUGUGUCCGAGAGGAAAAAGCUGAGAGAGAGGCUGAAUUGCAAGCCUUUUAAGUGGUAUCUAGAUAAUGUUUACCCCAUGCUGGACCCUCUGCACAACCUGCUAGGUUAUGGAGGGCUGACGAAUGACAUUAAGCCAGAGCUCUGUAUUGACCAAGGCCCAAUGCCAGGGAACACACCCAUUGUGUAUGCCUGCCACCACUACUCACCUCAGCACUGUUAUUAUCGUACUGAUGGACAACUUUACAUCGGUGGAAUCAAAUCCCACAAGUACAACAGCAACCGCUGUCUGGUGGACACCGGCACUGGAAUCUACCCGGGACUGUACGAGUGCAAAGUAGCCCAGCAGAAGAAAUUCCACAUGCUGUGGGAUUUUAAACAGAACGGACCUAUCCAGAACAGAGAAACAAAGAGAUGUCUGGAAGUUGCGAUGGGUGAAGACAGCUAUUACAAACUUGUUAUUCAGCAGUGCAGUGGUCAGAGCUGGAAGAUACAAAAUCUCAUCAAAGGCCAUUGAAAGAUUGGUGGACAGGGCCCAGAAGACAAGACAUUGUUGCACAAAAAACUGCACCUCAUGUCAGAGAAAGAUCUAGAAUGACUGCUUGUCUCUGGGGUGACUUGACAUUUUGCACUAGAUCACGGAGAGGAAGUGAUCAUUUUUAUUUUAUUCUUAGUUUUUUUUAUUUGUAAUUUAUCAUUGUGACACAAAAUAUUGAGUACAAAAGGGUGCUCAUAUUAUUUUCUGUUAGUUUUUGUGUGAAAUUCUGUCAUGCUGUGGAUGAUUUUGAAUACUCCCCAGAGCAUCCUAAAUGACCUACCGAUCGUUUUUCUCAUCAGCACGCAAGUUUAAUGUAAAGUUCGUUUAAAAAAAAAAGAACAAAACUCCCUGAGAGUUUAACACACCAACCUUCCUUUCUAUAUCAGACAAAACAUCCCUCAGGGUACGUUAAACUCUUUUCAGCCUAUUCUUUACAGACAAACAGUAGUUCCAGUGAAGCAUGUCGCAUUGAAUUUAAAUGAAGGCGCUAAUGGCCAAUAUGUUUGACUUAAAUUAUGUCUUUACAUAAUAGUGCUAAAGUAAAGCAAACAGGAUCUGUUUGUGUCGCCGUCAUGACUGAUCAACAAUGAAGGCAUCCCAUUUUCUCUGCCACAUGGCGUAACCUGUGUCUUUCAGUUGAGCUGGCAGGGAGCUGUACCUGCAGGCAGAAAAAAACUCAUAUUAUAAAAGGUUGGAAUAUUAUUGGAAAAGUUAAUUAUAGGCUUUUAACGUGGGCUUGCUUGGCUAAAAAUAUCCACAAGUUUUACACCAUAAACUAGGAAUCAUAUUCUUUACUACUUUCAAAGCCUAAACUUCCUACAGCCUUUGAUUUCUAUUAAUUUCUGAUAUGAACUUGCUUUUAUCACAAGAUCAAUAUUUUCAUAUAGUUCUUGCAGAAGACAUUCGUUCAUCACAUACAUUAUUCUUGUGCUGCAACAGUUUUAAGAGAUCCCUUUGAAUUUCUCUCUGGUGAUUCAUUCAAAGAACAGAAGACAAUCAGUAAGCAAAUAUGCACAUUGUGUAAAAGACAAUGACAUUUUGGUUGUUUCUUGGAAUACAAAUGUCAGUAUUCUGGGGCCUGUUUCACAAAAACAUUAUUGUACAACCUGUGUUCACACCACUAUUUAAUGUCAAAGUGGCUCUGUUAUAGUCAUACUUAAGAGCUUUGAUAUUAAAGUUCCUUUUUAAGUAUGCUUUAACUA